This is a messenger RNA of Caenorhabditis remanei, 381 nucleotides long. RefSeq lists its product as uncharacterized. Bases 1 to 381 code for a protein of 126 amino acids. The transcript has a single exon. NCBI's taxonomy places the organism in Eukaryota, Metazoa, Nematoda, Chromadorea, Rhabditida, Rhabditidae. The record is from RefSeq and is a predicted model, not a curated record.
AUGGCGUUUAAUCGCUCUGCUCCCAAACGGAAGCAGACUUUUUCGGAGGACGAUCUUCCACUACAAUUUGUACCAUAUAAAGCAUAUAAGGAACUUUACGAUAAUUUCGUCGUCCUCAUUUCCCUGGUCAACCAGCUGCGUGGAGCAAUCAUUGAUUCGGGACAAAACAAACUGGCUCUCGUAGUGGGCGAAUCGUGCGAGUUACUUGCUGAUAUGUCUCAAAUUGCCGAUCGGCUCUUUCAGAACCUUUUUUUCCGCUUCCGAUUAUCAUGCUUUCAUCGACACCUCUUCGAAGAUUCCUCGAGUCCCAGCACCUAUUGCUCCGGUCGCAACAAUCAACUCCUUGGACAUCGCGCGAGAAGCUGCCAAGCUUCUCGAUAA